This is a messenger RNA of Engraulis encrasicolus (European anchovy), 2574 nucleotides long. RefSeq names its product CMRF35-like molecule 7. Lineage: Eukaryota; Metazoa; Chordata; Actinopteri; Clupeiformes; Engraulidae. The record is from RefSeq and is a predicted model, not a curated record. The coding region runs from base 131 to 892 and encodes 253 amino acids. The transcript is spliced from 6 exons. Gene Ontology annotation, cellular component: plasma membrane. Gene Ontology annotation, molecular function: transmembrane signaling receptor activity.
AAAGAUUUAAGGAAGUGGAAGGAAAAGCAUAGUAGUCAGGAAAUCUCUUCACAUUUGCAUUGACCGCUGUAGGACAAGUAGCACUACUGAAUCUUCCAAACAAACACUUUAGGAGCUGAGCUGAGAUUAAAUGGAAGGGUGUGUAUCGAACACACAAAAUGAGAAAGCGAUGUUGAUUCUGAAAACAGCUCUUUUCCUACUGGUCCAUGGAUUUCAAGGUACCAACAGCCUAUGGACAGUCUCCAAAGUGGCCGUGCAGGCUGGAGGCUCUGUCACUAUCCCAUGCCACUACCAUCGCAUGUUCCAGCAACGCAUGAAAUACUGGUGCAAGGGACGCAGAUGGAAUGUGUGUAGAGAACUUGGCCGCACCACAUCAAAACCCAGGACAGAAGGGUUUUCCAUCACGGACUACCCCUCGGAGCAGUUCUUCACCAUCACCAUGACCAACCUCCAAGAAAAGGACACUGACCGCUAUUGGUGUGCUGUGAAGAGAAGUGCCUGGGAUAGUGUGAGAGCAUCCAUGGAAGUGGAGGUGACUGAAGAUCCUCCAGAUUUGUCUGUCAGAGAGAACAUGGUGUCUGUUGAAGAGGGAGCCAAUGCAACCAUUACCUGCUCGUAUACGGACAGAUUGAAGAGUUCCGAAAAAAUGUGGUGUGAGAGUGGAGAUUUGCUCUCAUGUAAAUCUGGACUGACCUCGACCACAUCACAGGAGCCAUCUUUCACAAUCGCUGAUGACGGCAGCGGAGUUUUUAACGUAACUGUGGUGAAAUUGCAGAGGAAGCACACUGGAUGGUACUGGUGUUCAGCUGGUGGCCUACAGGCGCCUGUGCAUAUUAAUGUGACAAGGAGACCUGAUGAACUUAUCAACAUUACAGGUAACUUUAAUACAUAGGUCUGAAUCUCUUAUUAACUGCUUUUGACCCCAUGGUCAUGCUCGCUGUCAUAUUCCCAUGUGCCAUGAAGAGGGACUUCUCCUCUUAUAUGAGGCCUACUGUUAUUUUUCACAAUUACAAUCACAUUUUUUUGGUGUCAUAAACAGGAUUCACUGACUACAUUUUCUUGUUUGAACAGCUACGACCCAGAGUGUUUUGUCAGUGUCGUCUCCAGUUUCAUCAGCCCAAACGCCACACACAAUCUUUAGCAUUUCCCCCUCACACAGUACAUCAACAUCACACAUGGCUACAUCUGUAAAUCCAGAGAGCACACCUAGCUCCAAAGUCACAUUUUCUCCACAAGUGUAUCUAAGCAGCACACCUGUCGGCACCACCAUCAUCCCUAUGGACUCCACAACACAUGCCAUGGCAGCUUCUGUAGUGCCGAGCACUGAAGCAGUAAGUCCAAGGACGAGUGGGGCAACACCAGGCACACAUUUGUCAUCAGCGGCCCCCACCAUGGGCUCUGUCACUACACUGUACUCUCCUACUGCAUCUUCAAACAACACAGACAGUGCUGAGACCCAACACAGCGCGCUGGUCUGGAGAUCAGUGGUGAUUUCCAUUGGAGUUGUAAUGCUGCUGAUUAGUGUAGGAGUCUGCUCUGUCAAUCUGUGGCAUCACCAGAGAAAAUCUGAAAAUAUUGUAGCAUUGGAUGAUAUGAUGGAACACUUUGCCUUGGAUGAUGAUGAGGACAUUUCAAAAGACUGGCCUCAGUCCUGUCUGCUGUAUCCCAGUGAAGAACCUGACCAAGCACCUGAUCAAGCGCUCUAGCACAGCAAUAAAACCGUUUUUUUUUUGUGUUGUAUUGUAUUUGUCUAAUUCAUUAUUAAAUGUAAUUUAUAAUAAAAAAUGUUUUGCUUCAGACAAUAUUAUCUUGAUCUGUCAUUUGGCCAAAAUAUCCGUAUGGAUUACAACAUGCAGGGUAGCACAAAAGUCAUUAUUUACUGUAAUGUAUUACUUUUUUGCGUAACAUGUACAGUUGAGGAAGAUAUUAUUAGUCCCCCUCCUGAAAUUAGACAUAUCUCUUGAUUUAUCCGUGAGAAUGACCAUUAUUAACAAGUUUCUUUUAUUCUGGAAACAAAUACACUAUGAAGAUAAUAAGUUGAAUUUGGAUUGUUACAACGAGUUCAAACAAAAAAAAGGCAAAAAUGACAAGGACAAAAUUAUAUGCAAAUGUGAUAUGGCAAUCUGACUGUUCAGUUGGGCAUCUGGUUAAAACUGCGCUGAAGGUUGAACUGCAGACUAAACAAAUUUAAGAACUCUUUUAUCCCUAAUGCCAUAAGUAUGCUAAAUGGUAGACAGACAUGCCAUGCACAGACAGUGCACAGUUUUUGAUGGUCUCUAUAUUUUUUAUGUUUUUUAUGUUCUUCAUAUUAUGUUGUAUGCAUGGUAUGUAAGUGAGUAGGCCUACUGCAUGCAAUGCAGUGAUUGUUGAAGCCCAAGACAAAUUUCCAACUGGAGACAAUAAUUACACUCUAUACUCUACACAGUUCAGUGGUUUAACUGGUUGAGUUCAUCCAUCGUCAUCUGCAUCAUUACUCUGCAGCUUUACUUAUCUGAUCUUGUGCAAUGAUUUGGUUCUUUGAUUCACUGCUUACAAAUAAAAAUGAUCGUGAAACAAUGAAUUCAUAAGCCAGUG